This is a messenger RNA of Toxorhynchites rutilus septentrionalis, 1021 nucleotides long. RefSeq names its product 40S ribosomal protein S2-like. Gene Ontology annotation, cellular component: cytosolic small ribosomal subunit; ribosome. Lineage: Eukaryota; Metazoa; Arthropoda; Insecta; Diptera; Culicidae. Gene Ontology annotation, biological process: translation. The transcript has 3 exons. Gene Ontology annotation, molecular function: structural constituent of ribosome; RNA binding. The record is from RefSeq and is a predicted model, not a curated record. The coding region runs from base 137 to 955 and encodes 272 amino acids.
UAUCGGGGAUCACUAGUAACAUCUAUUCACCUUGUGCGUGAUGGCUGAGUGACGCUCGUUGCUUUCUCGCUGGGGGGAACACGUCAACUCGUUCAUUCGCAUUUCCGUUUUACGGCGAUUAACACCUAUUUUAUAAAUGGCGGACGCAGCUCCAGCCCGUGGUGGUUUUAGAGGAGGAUUUGGUUCUCGUGGGGGUGCCCGUGGCGGACGAGGUCGAGGCCGCGGACGUGGUCGUGGUCGCGGUCGUGGCGGUAAGGACGAUUCCAAGGAAUGGAUCCCAGUUACCAAAUUGGGACGUCUGGUGAAGGACGGGAAAAUUCGUACCUUGGAGGAAAUCUAUCUGUACUCGUUGCCAAUAAAAGAGUUCGAAAUCAUCGAUUUCUACCUGGGACGCGCUUUGAAGGAUGAAGUUCUCAAAAUUAUGCCUGUCCAGAAGCAGACACGUGCCGGCCAGCGCACGCGUUUCAAGGCGUUCGUCGCCAUCGGUGAUAGCAACGGUCACAUAGGCUUGGGAGUAAAAUGUAGCAAGGAAGUUGCUACAGCCAUUCGUGGGGCGAUCAUUCUGGCGAAGCUGUCAAUUGUUCCCGUUCGCCGAGGCUAUUGGGGUAACAAGAUCGGUAAACCCCACACAGUACCAUGCAAGGUCAGUGGCAAGUGCGGCUCGGUUUUGGUUCGUUUGAUUCCUGCUCCACGUGGUACUGGCAUCGUAUCGGCUCCUGUCCCCAAGAAGUUACUGCAGAUGGCUGGUAUUGAGGAUUGUUACACAAUGACUCGUGGCUCAACAACCACUCUUGGCAAUUUCGCUAAGGCCACAUACGCCGCCAUUGCUGAGACUUACGCUUUCCUCACGCCCGAUUUGUGGAAAGAUUUGCCUCUAAGCAAGACUCCCUACCAGGAGUAUGCUGACUUCCUUGAGAAGACCAGCAAGACCGGUCAGCGCAUCAUUGAGCUGUAGAAAUUCCGCUAACUUUUAGGGCAAAGUAUUAAUAAACCCUAUUGUGCCGAGAACACAAACUUCAAA